GGCGGGAGAAAUCUUGUUUCCCCUUCCGGCUAAUGGUGCCCUUCGGGUCUGCCUACCGGCUCCUGUCAUGAUGCGGGCGGCGAGGAAAAAGCGGUUGGGCUUGUGGUGGGCAACAGCAUUUGCUGCCUUUAUACUUGCCAUAGAUGCAUCAUUUGUGGAAGACUUAGAUGAAUCAUUUAAAGAAAAACGUAAAGAUGACAUUUGGCUUGUUGAUUUCUAUGCACCUUGGUGUGGCCAUUGCAAGAAAUUGGAGCCAGUGUGGAAUGAAGUUGGUAAAGAGAUGGGAAGUAUUGGGUCUCCAGUAAAGGUUGGCAAGAUGGAUGCAACUUCUUAUUCUAGCAUUGCCUCUGAAUUUGGAGUUCGAGGCUAUCCAACAAUUAAACUGUUGAAGGGUGACUUGGCAUACAAUUAUAGAGGACCAAGAACCAAAGAUGAUAUUGUUGAGUUUGCAAGUAGAGUUGCAGGGCCUAUUAUUCGAAAUCUCCCUAGCCAACAUAUGUUUGAGCAUGUUCAAAAAAGACAUCGCAUAUUUUUUCUGUACAUUGGUGGGGAAUCUCCAUUAAAGGAAAGAUACAUAGAAGUUGCUUCCGAACUAAUUGUUUAUACAUACUUUUUUUCUGCCUCAGAAGAGAUACUUCCCGAGCAUAUAACACUCCCUGAGAUGCCCGCUGUUCUAGUCUUAAAAGAUGGAACUUAUUUUGUGUAUGAUGAAUACGUAGAUGGUGAUUUGUCAGCCUGGGUAAAUAGGGAAAGAUUUCAAGGGUACCUUAAAAUAGAUGGAUUUACACUCUAUGAGCUUGGAGACACAGGAAAGCUAGUGGCUAUUGCAGUUAUUGAUGAUAAAAACGCUUCUGCAGACCAUGCAAGAUUGAAGUCUAUUGUUCAAGAUGUGGCUAAAAAUUACAGGGACCAGUUUCAUAGAAACUUCCAGUUUGGCUAUAUGGAUGGAAAUGAAUACAUUAAUAGUUUACUAAUGGAUGAUUUGACAAUCCCCACUAUUGUUGUCCUGAAUACAUCCAAUCAACAAUAUUUCCUAUCUCAUAAACCAGUAGAGAGCACUGAAGAUCUGGUCCAGUUCAUUAAUAAUAUUUUGGAAGGCACAGCUGGAGCAUAUGGUGGAGAUGGAAUUCUUCAACGAAUCAAGAGAAUAAUUUAUGAUGCCAAGUCUACAGUGGGAUCCGUUUUCAAGAGUUCGCCACUUCUUGGUUGUUUUCUCUUUGGUCUACCAUUGGGUGUCAUCAGCAUCAUGUGUUACGGGAUUUGCACUGCUGACUCGGGAGGAUCAGAUGAAUCUGAGACAUCUAAGAAGGAAUCCACAAGCAGGGAUCUAACUGAUGAAGGCACUGAAGAGGAAGCAGAGGAAGAAAGCAGUGAAAGUCCUGUAGAAUUUCCAGAGAGAGAGCAAGAACAGAAAAAUAUAUUGGAAAAAAAGAGAGACUAAACUGUGAAUGUUUUUUUUUCUGUAGAAUUUCCAAAUAGAGACUUAUUUAUUGAAUACAAUGAUACCUGUGAUCUUCAGAGAUAAGAACUUUUUCAUUCAUUUGUGUUAUGUGCAUGCAUUCAAGUUGCUUGACUGUGAAGAAGAAUAGGGUCGGAGUUGGGGCUUUGAGGUCUCUUAGUGUUUUUGUUCUGCAUAAAAAGGAAAUUCAAGAGAGUAGGUGGGUUAUUUUAUAUAAUGAAUUCUGAGUUGGGUGAAAAAAAACCCUCAUUUCUUUUUGGAUACUGAUAUGUACAUUUAAAAACAAUUUUUCCAUUAUGGCCAAAAUUUUCUUUCUUUCCUUCCUUCCUUCCUUCCUUCCUUCCUUCCUUCCUUCCUUCCUUCCUUCCUUCCUUCCUUCCUUUCCCCUGCAAUAAAACCUAUAAAUACUGAGUUGUAGAAAUCUUUUACAGGAAAUAUGCUUUGAGAUAUUACAUAUUUUAGUGGCUAUACUUUCAAAACAGUAUUUUUUUUUAUUUUUUAAGAAAAUACUUUAGAAUUUCUCUUUAGAAAAUGGGAUAGCUAAAGAGAAGUAUCCCUGGUUUUAAAGAUAUAGAAAUAGCAUUUAUUUACUUACUUUCUGUUUGCUCUUUCGGUCCAGUUGGUUACUUUUAUAUUAUAUUGGUCCAAUGUGUUAAAUCUUUUUCCUUUACAGGAAGUUUCCCUAUAUUUUAUCCAUAAUCUCAGGAUUCUGUUUGUUAAUUGCUGCACUAGCACAAUAGUUUGGUGAAUGUGGCUUCUGCAUAGUUAAUUGCAAAUCUUUUUUUUAACUUUAAACAAUAUUUAAGCUAUUUAAUAAAACCCUUGCUUUGGUUUCUGCAGCUGAAAAGAAAUCUUAAUAUUUUAUUGACUUACUUACAUUGAAAAUUCACUUGACAUCUUCAUAUGGCCAGCAUUUUUUUUAAAAAAGAAUACUUUUUGCCGUAUGUUUAAUUAUAUAUAUCAUCCCUCGUACUGUCCCAUGAUAUGAAUAGGGACCAUGUCUCCAAGGUUGAGAUCUCAAAGGAUAAGCCAUAAGGUUAUACUUGGAAUAUUGAAACCAUGGUGAUUGCCAUAGCAAUCAAGCUUAUGCUGAUGAUUUUUAAGACUAUGGCUGUAUAACAUUCAGUUUAACAACUGAAAAUAAAAAAUUGUAACCUUAUGUCUCAUAAUGGAAUACUUGGCUUUAAUCAGCACAGUUUCUUAUAUACCUUGCCAAAUAAAUAUUAAGUUUAAUGUUUUUUUUUAAUAAAAAAAUACGACAUUAGGGCUAAGGAAUUUUCUGCUUCCUACUUCAAUUAAUUUCCUUAUCUAUAACAAAUUCUAACUCUAGAAUUACUCUAAAGCAAAGUUGUCAAACCUAAUUCUUUGUCAUACAGUAUUCUAUUAAUUGGAAGGAAAUUAUACAAUUGUUAUUGCAGUUGUUUUGAAAAAGAAACAUACACACUUUUUAGAAGAACCCCUUUCCUUUCCUUGGUCUUUAAAUUUUUUUUUAUAGUUCUUGUGUUUUCAUACCAAGUACUUUUACUAGGAGUUACUAUCUUUCCAAAGAAUAAAUGGUUUUCUUCUAAAUAUAGUCAAUGGAAAUAUUUUAACUAUUACUGCUGGGUUAUAUAUAAAAUGGUUUAUUUUUAUUGAAGCUUAUUGAAAAUUCAACUAGUCAGUGAAUGUAGAAAUAUUUUAUAAAUAUUUUUCCCCUCAGGUGUUUCAGACAUCUGUUCAAAUCUAGCUUUGACCCAUGUAGCAGAGAUCACGCCUAAUUGCUUCAAAAUAGUUGCUCAAAAUGCCAAAGGAUAGUUUGUAGUUCUGCACAUGAUGCCUGUUGCCCAGUGCAGUUUAAAGGGAAUUAUAGGUCUCUUUUGUUACUACCGUUUCUGUGCCCAUUAGAUAUUCUUAAUCAGCUGCUGAGUGUCUCAAACAAUAACAUUUAGGCUAAAUAUAGUUUAUCAUUUUUCCUUUUGAAUAACUAAACUUCCAGAUAUUUACUAAACUGAAAUAUAUUCCCAUUUUCACUUGCAACGUUUUUUACAUUAUAAUAAUUAAAAUGAAAAGCCUCUGGUAUAAAACAAAGUGAGCGAUCACAUGAAGUGCUUCACUCAGUAGCUAUUAUGACUUGAAUCGGAAGUGCUCUAAUAACUUAAAUCUAAAAUAAACAUUAUCAAGUAUAAAUUGGUUGUUUGUGUUGGGGGAGGUAUAUACUGUAUAAUAACAAAGGCUGGUACUGCAUUUAUGUGUAUUUUGGCACUAAUUUUUCUAAUAAAGGAUAUAAGAUUC
This is a messenger RNA of Thamnophis elegans (Western terrestrial garter snake), 3730 nucleotides long. RefSeq names its product thioredoxin related transmembrane protein 3 (gene TMX3). Gene Ontology annotation, cellular component: endoplasmic reticulum. The transcript has 16 exons. The coding region runs from base 68 to 1441 and encodes 457 amino acids. Lineage: Eukaryota; Metazoa; Chordata; Lepidosauria; Squamata; Natricidae. Gene Ontology annotation, molecular function: protein disulfide isomerase activity. Gene Ontology annotation, biological process: peptidyl-cysteine oxidation. The record is from RefSeq and is a predicted model, not a curated record.